This is a messenger RNA of Saccharomyces eubayanus, 2331 nucleotides long. RefSeq names its product threonine/serine exporter family protein. Gene Ontology annotation, molecular function: transmembrane transporter activity. NCBI's taxonomy places the organism in Eukaryota, Fungi, Ascomycota, Saccharomycetes, Saccharomycetales, Saccharomycetaceae. The coding region runs from base 1 to 2331 and encodes 776 amino acids. The transcript has a single exon. Gene Ontology annotation, biological process: transmembrane transport. The record is from RefSeq and is a predicted model, not a curated record.
AUGGUUAAGAUAAAUGAGAAAGCGGCCCCUUCUGGGUCUAGUUCUCAAACAGGGAGCUCGAAGCGAACUCAAUCGAGUUUAGCUCUUGAUGGUGAUAGCAACUACCAAACCCCGGGCAAUUCAGGCGACGAGGUCAGCAGGAGUGCUUCUGGUUCAGGCCAGUUCACUUUUAGAGCAGACCCAGAUGCUUCCCAAAAUGACAACAAGAAUGUAAGAUUUACGAGUAAUGCAGAUGAUGCAGAAAAUGACGCGUCCUCCAAAUUUACAGAAACUAGCUCUAAUUCCAGGAGCAAUGAUGAGCAAGAGGUCGAUGGAGAUAAACCUCGUCGUCGCAAAAGGAAGGCUAAGGUAUCCUUUACACAUUUGAGAAACAACGGUGAGGAUGGAGACGAUGAGACUUUCAUCAAAAAGAUAAUAAACAAUUUAACUGGCAAUCAGGGGGGCUUAGUCCCUGGGCUAGCGCCAGUAUCGUCAGACAGAGAAAAUAAUAAAGAUGAUUUGGAAAACUCCCAAAAAGAAGAUAUCCCCUUAUCUGACCUAACGGAUGCGUCCAAAAUUGUGAACGUGCACGACGGUGACAAUAAAGAAAAAUUGAGAGCAUUGAGACUAGAAAAUGACUUGAAUUCCACUUCAGACGGUGAAACGUUAGGGUCAAACUCAAAAAAUUCAUUCUUAGCACCUGCAGUGGACCAUUUUGACGAUUAUGCAGAAAAUAAUUCAUCGGACGAUAACGAAGGUUUCACCGAAACUUCCACAUACGUGCCGCCUCCAACUCAAGUGAGGAGUGGUGUGUUGGGGUCCUUAUUGAAGCUUUACCAAAACGACGAAUUAAAUGCAAGCUCUAUUUAUUCAGAGUCGCAAGCUCCAACAGAUGAUGAAAAAACUUUGUCUGCCGCUAUUGAGGGCCAGAGUCUUCCGGCAAUUAAGCGUACUAGGUUACAAGACUUAAAAGGUAAAGCUAAAAAGGGUAAGAUACCAAAAUUGAAAAAGAGGUUGAAGACUGAAGCAAAGAUAACUGUCCAUAUCGCAGACAUUUUGCAAAGACACCGUUUUAUUCUGCGCAUGUGCAGGGCCCUCAUGAUGUAUGGUGCCCCCACACACAGACUCGAGGAAUAUAUGAUUAUGACCUCAAGAGUCCUUGAAAUAGACGGCCAGUUUCUGUAUCUUCCAGGUUGUAUGAUUGUCUCAUUUGGUGACGCCACAACAAGAACAUCUGAAGUUCAAUUAGUGAGAUGCAACCAAGGUUUAAACCUUUGGAAACUACACCAGGUUCACGCCAUUUACAAAAGAGUUGUCCAUGAUACUAUGGGUGCCGAUGAAGGUAAUUCCCUACUUGAUCAGAUAUUGGCAGACACGAACUUAUACCCACCAUGGGUGUGUGUUUUAUUAUAUGCAUUUUGUUCUGCUAUGGUCACUCCAUAUGCCUUUGGCGGUGAUUGGGUGAACUUGGCAAUCUCAUUUUUCAUGGGUCUUUGUGUAGGGUCUUUGCAAUUCAUUCUUUCACAGAAAUCCUACAUGUACUCGAACGUUUUCGAAAUUUCUGCAUCCAUUGUUGUUAGCUUCUGUGGUAGAGCUUUCGGCUCUAUUCCUCAUUCAAAUAUCUGCUUUGGUGCCGUCACACAAGGUUCCCUGGCUCUAAUUCUUCCAGGUUAUAUAAUUUUGUGCGGCGCUUUAGAACUACAAAGUCGUAGUCUGGUUGCCGGUGCGGUCCGUAUGUUUUACGCUAUAAUUUACUCCUUGUUUUUGGGUUUCGGUAUCACGCUGGGCUCAGCUUUGUUCGGGUGGAUGUAUACCAAUGCAACAAACCAAAUUUCGUGUCCUCAAAUAAUUUCUCCGUGGUUUAGGUUUCUCUUCGUCCCUGCAUUUACUAUCAGUAUAUCCUUAUUGAAUCAAGCACACAUAUCGCAAUUGCCCGUUAUGGUUUUCAUAUCUUGCAGUGGUUAUGUCGUGACAUACUGGGCAGGUAAGCAUUUUGAAAACUCUACAGAAUUUACUGCUGCUUUGGCUGCAUUCGUUAUCGGUGUUAUGGGUAAUUUAUACUCUAGAAUUUGGAAAGGUUUAGMAGUAUCUGCCAUGUUACCUGCAAUCUUUGUUCAAGUGCCCUCCGGUAUUGCUUCGCAAAACUCUUUACUUUCUGGGCUACAAAGUGCAAACACGAUUGUUAAUCGUAAUGGAAGUACUGCCACCACCAGCACAUCUGACCCCUCAUCUUCAAUGUCAUUCGGUAUGACAAUGAUUCAAGUGUGUGUAGGUAUUUCUGUAGGAUUAUUUGCCUCAUCGCUCUUUGUUUAUCCCUUUGGUAAAAAGAAAACUGGUCUUUUCAGUUUAUAG